Penaeus monodon (black tiger shrimp) is the source of this 499-nucleotide messenger RNA. RefSeq lists its product as uncharacterized. The record is from RefSeq and is a predicted model, not a curated record. Bases 152 to 499 code for a protein of 115 amino acids. The transcript is spliced from 2 exons. NCBI's taxonomy places the organism in Eukaryota, Metazoa, Arthropoda, Malacostraca, Decapoda, Penaeidae.
AAAUCCGUUGCAUCCCAAAUCCCUUACGUCCUCUGCUCCCUCCCCUCUCCUCGACUCAGACUCCCUACAUCUCCUUCGGCGCCAAAUGACCCUGCUGUUGCGCCGCCAAGCAUGAUACUCCCUACUAAAUCAACUAAAUCUUGCAUUCCUGAUGAUCUCCUUCCCUGCAGAUGCGAAAGAGCCAGCUAGCUGUGUUGACCGGGCUUGUCCUCGUGGUCCAGCUGGGGUGCGACGCGAAGCCCCAGUCCGUCCAGGUCAACAACCAGGCCCUGUUCACCCUGGGGGCGGUGGCGCUCGCGGCCGGCCUGGGGUACCAUUUCGGCCAGAAGUCGACCAACAACCGCAGGCCGCAGAGCCAGUUCCAGAACCAAGCCUUUGUGCCAGGAUUCUUCGUCGACCGUCGCCAGGCAGAGCCAGAGGAAUGAGUUGGAUCCCUGGUGGACGAAGCUCUUCAAGAUGGCUUUGGACAAGGACCGAACAACUGGCAGUCUCCGCCUAA